This is a messenger RNA of Peromyscus maniculatus bairdii (prairie deer mouse), 13818 nucleotides long. RefSeq names its product low density lipoprotein receptor class A domain containing 4 (gene Ldlrad4). The record is from RefSeq and is a predicted model, not a curated record. Gene Ontology annotation, biological process: negative regulation of transforming growth factor beta receptor signaling pathway. Gene Ontology annotation, molecular function: R-SMAD binding. Gene Ontology annotation, cellular component: early endosome membrane; Golgi membrane. NCBI's taxonomy places the organism in Eukaryota, Metazoa, Chordata, Mammalia, Rodentia, Cricetidae.
UGCUGUUACACUUAGGCUGGGUCUCCGGGCCGGGAGGAAGCAGGCGUGUGUUGAAUUUCUCUUUGACCCUCACGGUGGAAUAAACAGGAAGCGGAGAGCACCCAGCCGGGCCCUGCACUUGCCUUUGUUGUGGGCUUUGCGCUCCACGGGCUGGAGGAGGCUUCCCGGGACCCCUGCCCGGCGUGCCGUCUGGGCACGGCUGGGGGCGCGCCCUAUGAGGCAGUGUGAGGACGUGAGAGAUCUCUGCAUCUUGUGCCUGUUUGCUAUUCUGUCCACUUGACACCAGCCAGGAUCAUCUGGGAAGAGAGAACCUCGCUUCCAUCAGAUUGGCCUCAAGAACAGAAGCAAAGCACAGAGAGCAGCUGAUGAGAACAGCCUGAGAGCCCCUGGUGAGGCAGAGACGGCCCGCUCUGUGCAAGAUGCUGGCUGCUGCGAGGCCGAGAAGCCCUUCAUUUUGAGGUGGGAGAGCAGGUUUCAGCAGGACAGCGCCUUCAUUCCAGACCUCACCAUGGCUUCAACUCUCUGGCUGGACGGCUGAUGUGACUGUGUGUCCCACAUGCUGUUGGACUGUGUGCCGUCCAGGUAGUUCCUGCUCACAGGGUGUGGGAGCACAGCCAGUGGGCAUCAGAUGCUCCCAAAGGUUGGACCAGCAGAGUGAUGGACUUGGACAGGCUAAGAUGGAAGUGACCUGAGGCCUCGCCCGGGCAGUUUCUUCACAACCGGACAAGUUAAGAAUUGAAACACAGGCUUGUCUGGGGAGCAGUAUGCCGGAAGCUGGUUUUCAGGCCACAAAUGCGUUCACAGAGUGCAAAUUCACCUGCACCAGCGGCAAAUGCUUGUACCUUGGUUCACUGGUCUGUAACCAACAGAAUGACUGUGGGGAUAACAGUGACGAAGAGAACUGUCUCCUGGUGACCGAGCAUCCACCUCCAGGCAUCUUCAACUCGGAGCUGGAGUUCGCACAGGUCCUCAUCAUCGUCGUGGUGGUCACGGUGAUGGUGGUGGUGGUCGUAUGCCUACUGAACCACUACAAAGUCUCCACGCGUUCCUUCAUCAACCGCCCCAACCAGAGCCGGAGACAAGAGGACGGGUUGCAGCCGGAAGGGUCCCUGUGGCCUUCUGACAGCUCCGUGCAGCGGCCAGGGGCUUCAGAGAUCAUGUGUGCCCCACGGGGCAGGGAUAGGUUUACUACCCCAUCCUUCAUCCAGCGGGAUCCGUUCAGUCGCUUCCAGCCCACCUACCCCUACGUACAGCACGAGAUUGACUUGCCUCCCACCAUCUCCCUGUCAGACGGGGAAGAGCCGCCUCCUUACCAGGGACCCUGCACCCUCCAGCUCCGGGACCCAGAGCAACAGAUGGAACUCAACCGAGAGUCCGUGAGGGCCCCGCCCAACCGAACCGUGUUCGACAGUGACUUGAUAGACAUUUCUAUGUACAACGGGGGACCAUGCCCACCAAGCAGCCACUCGGGCAUCAGUGCAGCUACUUGUAGCAGUAACGGGAGGAUGGAGGGGCCGCCCCCGACAUACAGCGAGGUGAUGGGUCACUACCCAGGUACCUCAUUCUCCCACCACCAGCAUAGCAACGCACACAGGGGCAGCAGACCACAGUUUCAGCCGAACAACUCAGAGGGCACAAUAGUACCCAUCAAGGGCAAAGACAGGAAGCCUGGGAACCUGGUCUGAUUCCCUUCAGGGUGCACUUUGCAAGGAGAGAGCAACCUCGGCAGGGAGAGCGAGGCCACCGGCCCCUCUGCCACAGUGUUGUCCAGCUUUACGUCGUACAGCUGAGUAAAACCAAAUGUGCAAACACGGUCUUCGUUUCUGAUUCCUGUCCCGGGAAUUGCAUGCAAACAAGACUGGAACAAUACGAACUUCCAUCCGGUUUGACCACAAACAGUGUUCAUCUGGGGGCAGGGGUGGAGUCAGGGUUAGAGAUGGUGUGAGCUUGGCAAAGGGCGUGCAGAGCAAACCGAGGAUGCUUUGAAGACUUCAUGAAAGUAAGACCCACAGAGGUAUUUUUGACAUAUUUAAUUCCAAAAGGAGACUGCGGAUAAAGGAGGCCAGAAUGGCCUGUUUUUAUAAUUAACUGAAUAAAGAAGGAAGAAUUAUUAUAUAUUAUCAUGGGGAAGAAUCAGCCAGUUUGCUUUUUCUCCAAAGGUGUGAAACUUUUAUUUUGUUUUAAAAAUAUGAGUCAAAACUCCUGUUUUGUGUGCCAAGGUAUGAAGCGGAUAGAGGAGCGAGAGGAACUAAUUUGUGUUGUGAUGGUAUGCUUUAAGAGUUGCACUAUCUUGAUGUUUAAAAUACGGAUGAGGGAACUGUGUUGUGUGAAGUUCUGUAUGUUGUCACCUAUGGAUGGCUAUUACGCCCCAGGAACACCCUUGAGAGUCCACAGAGUCGUCAUACACGAAAGGUAUUUGGGGAUGUGCCCUGGCGUUCACCAAGUUAUAUACAUUUAAGAAGUGGUGUGUUGCAAGAAGUUGCAGCCAGAUGCAGUGCACUACUAGAGUCCUUUGGAGAGGCUGGUGAAAAGAAACGCCUGCAUUGUGUGUCAAGUGUCACGCAGAGCCAGCCUUGUCCCCAGCAGCGCCAGAGCAACUUAGACUUUUUUUCACUGUAGCAUGAAAUAUAUUCAGAUACAUACCUUAUUUUAUGCAAUAAAUUGUUUAAAAUGCAAGAUGGUUAUUUUGUGUACUGCUGAACUGUGUAGCACAGUGAGUCCCGUGGCCUCUCCCGUCCUAGGCAGCUCUGUUGAGUUCUGCAAGGAUCUUCUGUUCAGCACCUGGCACCAGCAGUUGCUCCCAAAGCCCACUUGGUUUUCUAAGUGCCAUCCUGGUGAUGGUUCCUUAUGCUUACUAUCAUCCCCCUGGACCUGACAGAGGGACACAUUUGGCAUAAUAAGCCAUUACGUAUCACCAGUGUUGCAUGGUAGAGGAAUCCGGUGCAGACCUACCCACAUUCAUGCCACAGACUCCCUUCUGUCUAGUUCGUCUUUGAACUGUGGCCAGCUGGAACACAGAGGUGGUGGGUGAGGGUGUGACUCAGGACAAGGCAUGGCAAAGUUGCAGCUGGACAAUGGCUUCUCAGUUUUUGAAGUCAGUUUACUAUUUCUACUAUUUCUAAACAUUCUUGCAUACAACAAAAAGCCCCAGUGACUUUCUUCCGCAGAUAGGAGAGCUGGCCCUGUAACUGCACCAGGGCGGGCUCAUGUGCAGUGGGGCAGGGUCUCUGCCUGGUGCUCUGGCCUCUGCACCUAACAGAAAGAACAGGAAUGGGGAGUCAGUGGCAGUUGGACACCAAAUCAGUGUGCGUGAGUGCUGUGUGCAUGUGUGCGUUCCUGUUUCCGGAGGGGAGUAUGUGAAGUCACUAUUCUCUUACCUGAGGACUAGAGAUUGUUUGAAGCCCCAAGUUGUGUCUGGCCCCAGGCUUCCCAUUUCUGCUCGUCUCAGUAGGCAGGCCACUGACUGGCUUGGUUGGAGACGUGACAUCUCCAUGGGAUUUGUCCACUUCCCACAGUAGCACCUACAGGAAUACUCAGUCAAAAGGAGUGAGGACAGAUAGGGAACAGCUAUCAGCCCACGCUUCAACACUGCUUGGAAGGAUGUACACGUGAGGGUCUCUGGGACUCUGGAGUUGCUUUUCUGUCUUGUCUGGUGAUAUUCAGUGGCCUCUCAGGCUACAGGUUAGCUGGGCCAAAGAUGACCUUUCCCAUUUCCUUGAGGCUUCCUGAAAAGUUUCUGCCUCCUGGUCACCUAUGCUUCAGACUGCUUGAAUGGGGCUCUGAGAUACAAUGGCAGAGGAAGGAGGUAUGUGUCCUCCCUGGGAUCUCACCAGUAGGGAACUUGUCAUGGUUGACUGCCAGGGAAGGUGAGGUUAUGGCUCUGUCAUUCCAAAUCCUAACUAUAGUUUUGGUGAAGCUGGUGUCCACUCCAAAUGGCUUCUCAGUCCUUACUUUAGUCUUACUUUUCUGUCAGCUGUGAGAAAGAGCUAAGAUCAGAGAUUUGUAAAUUCCUUCGGAGCUUGGCAAGCAUAUGGACAUUUUGUAGAUGCCAACAGUAUUGGCAAAACAUUGGGUACCCUAGAGGACUGCCUUUUCUCUCUCUCUCUCUCUCUCUCUCUCUCUCUCUCUCUCUCUCACACACACACACACACACACACACACCCCCAACUGUGACUUUGAAGUCUUUGAGGCUGGGUCUCUUUAAGGAAUUAGUUUAAAAGCCAAAGCCAAGGUCAGGAGGAGAUUUAGAUAGCAGCCUUCUAGCUGACAGUCCAUGCCAUGCUGUCUCUUGGCUCUAAGGUACUGACUAAGUAGCAGCUGUGAGGACGGGGCUUACACAGCAGGGGCUGUUGUCUUUCAAAAAGCUGGGUGCUUAGACCCUCCUGGGGGUUCAGUUUAGAAAGCAGUGAGUUUAGGCAAUGAUAGAUUAUUCCCAUGGGGCACUGCAGUAAAGAUUUGCAUUGUUAGAAGGAGCAGUCCUGGGCAGGCCACUCUGACUUAUCUGUUGUCUCAUGGACUUCCAAGAAUAUGAAACAUAAGGCCUACUGGAAUUGUUUUUUGGCCUGCAUUUGCUUUUUCAGAAACUCCAUAAGCAAACACUAAAGCAAUAUUUAAUACAAGAGAUUGUGAAGCCAGCUACUCAUCCAAUUAUGUUUACUGAUAAAGCAUGCCGCCCCAUGCCUUCACCACCACAGACACAGACCUAACCCAUGAGAGAUCAUGACAUGGCAGUGACUAAAACAAGUAUAUUGUGAGAAUUAAAUUUUUCCUUAGUAAUUUUUAGCUCAAACUCAAGAGCCAAGGAGCCAAAUGGGAUGGAUGCCUCUUCAUACAAACAUGGGAAUUGGGUACAAAAAGAGUAUUAAAUAUAUAUAUUUAAAUUCUAAGUAGCUCCAUUUGAUCUUCAUCUUUAUUUUACUGGGACCAAAAGGAAGUACUUCUAGAAAGCUGCUUUGAUCUAGAAGAAUCUAUUCAUAUACCUGCCUUUCUCAUAGGUGUAGGUUUUCCAUCUUAUCCAACUGUUCUUUUUUAGAAUGACUCGUGGGGUAGUCCUUUUAAGAUGCCCUCAAGCUAUAUUAUUGAGGUAGCCCAUGUGGCCUCCAUUGUGUUUUGCCAACACUGUUGUAGAUCAUGGCUAUUCCUGGACAAUGUGCAUGCUGUGGAUGUUUCCAGAGUUUUGCUACUUAGAGUGGCAGCUCUAUACCCCCUAAAAAUCUCAGCAGUCAGGUUGACGGGAGCAACUGAGAAGGAUACUUGCUGUUACCUUUUCUCUCAUGUCAGUCACCCAUCCAGACUUGCUUGUGCCCUAAAGUGCCAAGCAAUUUCAUGGCUUCCUUAGACUGUACUGAUUCCAACAAACCCUGUUGUGUGGCUGUCAGGAGCUGAUGACAGUGCUUGGAGAUGUGGACAAAUCACAAUAGCAUUCUCAGUCUCCCAUAGUCCAUAGGUUUUAGAAAUAAAGAUGUCAUUUGAUAGCUGGAUGUAGCACAGGUUGAUGUCGGAGCACAGGGCCAUCUUGCUGAGCAAGGGAUUUCUCCCCAUACCCCAUCUUCAUCCCUAGGUUUGCCGGACAGCGUAACAAGACAAGGCUAGCCUAGACAGAUGAUGCGGUUGCACAUACCCAAGUCCAUCUCGAAGCAGCUGAGGUGCCUUGUGUUCAGAUGUCAGAUGUAGGACCCCAGCCCCAGCGUGCAGUGCUCACCUUCGUUGUGCCUCACUUGAAAUGGUGCUUCUUCAACUGUUUGCUUUCAUUUGUAAGGUGCUGUAUAUACACUGAACAUAAUAUGCACAUACUCUACCCAAUGGGUAGAAUAAGAAAUUGAUACUGUAAUAUACUGUAUAGACACCAGUUUUACUAGAAAUGGCAUAGAACUUUUGAAUGCCUACAUACUCCAUCUUUUGUAAGGAAACUUGCAAAUGAUUACAUACAGAUAAAGUCUAUGUAGUUUAUUUUCCUAUUAAAUAUAUUAACACCAUGGGAUGAAGUCUGAACAAGCAGGCAGCAGUUGAUGACCAGCACAUACAUAGGAACUGAGUUGCACCUUUGCUCGGAAACACUUUAUCGAUUUCUAAGAUGUUUUUAUUUUAAUCUCUUUAGAACUAGUUAGACCAGUUUAGUUAUAUUUUAGGCGGGGGUGGGGGGAAGGUUGCUUUUCAGCUUGCUCUGUAUGCAGGCCUUCCCUCUCGCUGUAGUAUCAGUUGUCAGGCCUCAGUGGGAUGUGCAAACCUUUGAAGACAUGCAUGACGUCAGGCAAAUGAGUAACCUGCAGCAGAGGCUAUUCAGUGUCAGAGGGCACUUGUGACCAUUUGUGUCCCAUGUUCUCUGUGCCUUGUCUUAUAAAUGGAAGCUAUGGAGCCAAUGAACUGUCUGGAAUUUGUAGGGAGAGUGCCUCAGAAAAGAGAUCCUAAAAGAUUAGGGUAGGGAAAAUGUUUGGGAUUGUCAUUAGAGAACGGUCAAUCAGCCAAGUACAGACUCAAGUCUAUUCCUAUUGUGUUCUGGGGUAGUCCUGACCCCUAAAGCAACUAGGUUUUACCAUCAGUUAGGUUACAUGUCAGGCUAUAAGUAAAGUCACACUUCUCUCUUCCAGCUCCUGUUUAGUCUUUAGUGUCCAGUUGUGGCUUUGGUAUUUUUACGUUUCUUCCUUUGUCCUCCCCCUGCCCUCCACCCCUCAAGCAAAGAAACCUUGGUGUCCAUAAAAACCACCAUGGAUACAAAGUGCGAUCCAUAAAGGCAAUCCAUGGAAUGCUGCCUUCCAAUCUAAUCCAAUAUGCCACCAGAUGAUAUUUGAGUAAUUCCAGGCUUUUUAUUUGUUCUGUGGUAUAUGCUCUGACUUUGAAAGUCAGAAACAGAAUUAUCCCCCAAUCAGGGAAAAAAAUGCUCCAAGCUAUUACUUAUUCUUAAUGUGCAACUCUUAAUGCCAAUUCAGUUCUCUUUAACACCUCCCUGCAAGAGCUGGGCAAAAAUGACAGUGGGUACCUCCUAAGUCUCACCCAAGUCCAAGUUACUGUCUCUGUCUACUGCAGGGCACACCCUCAGGAUCCCUGAGGGUCAAGACCUGAGGUCAAUCACUGUCAGAAAACAGGCACUCUACUGAGCAUCAGAAUGUUCUGGACUCAGUAGUAAGAUGUGUGAUCAACCAGACUCCUUUCUGCAGAUCCGACCCUGCCUGAGCAUCCCUCUCAAUGAUGCUGGUUCUUUCUGAUGUGCUUGCCUUUCAAAAAAAAAAAAAAAAAAAAAUCACAAUUUCAACUAAUAUCCUUGUUGAGUUUAAAGGUGUUUUAAAAUAUAUACAAAACUACCCACACCAUUUAAUUUAAUUUUUUAUUAUAAAGCAAUCUACUAAAAAAAGUACAGCUGUAUUUGCAUCUUCCAAUCUUUGUGAGCUAUUAUAAUUAGAAGUCAAAGUCCUUUUGUGUUUAAACAAAAACAUGCUUAUUCUUUAACAUAUUCCUGGUCAGGUACGGGAAUGAUUCACAACUGUUAUCCACCUGCGUCUGUUGCCCGGGUGAUGAUACAGUUUAGGCCUCAGGUCUGUGAUUGCAAUACUUUUGAUGACGGAUGUUGCACAAGUGCUGUUUGUUAGUUAUGAAAUCAGGUUUUCUGCUUGUUCUUGAUGCCAUGGUCAAAUCAUAGCACAUCAUUAAAAAUAAUCAGUGAUAAAUACCUGUCCCCUGGGGUUGUGUUUGUUCACCUUUCAGCUACGACGUACAACGAACAGGAAACUGAUGUAUGACCAGUCUCAGAAAAAUACCUUUUUUUUUGUGAGUUGGAGAUGGGACCCAGGGAAGAGUUCUUCCUUGGGCUACACCCCAGGCCAAAGGAUAGUGCUGAUCAUGCUCUAGUUACUGACUCAAGGAAAAUAUUUGUAUGUGUGUGCACGCACAGCAUAUGUGUACAUGUGCCACAGCUGGUGUGUGGUGAGGACAACUGGCUGAGUCAGUUCUCUCCAUCCACCAAGGGAUGGCAAGUUCAAUGGUCAAGCCUGGCAGUGAACGCCUGCAGUCCCUAUCUCACGGUCUGGUUGCUGACUUUUAAAAAGGAUUUCCUAGUGUCCUGUAAACCUAGACAGAGCAUAGCACAGACUUCUCAAUUCUGAGUUCUAACCCGGGGCAUUCAGAACUGGUCCUGAGAACAUCUGACCUCACUGGGGGUUUGGAUGGCUGUCACACAGCAAGCUAAACAGGCCUGGUACCAAAUGUUGAAGACUGCCUGACAGUGGAGGCCUUCAGAAGAUGUCUAUGACCUACACUGAGAGGAGAGUACUUUAUCUAUACUCUAAGUGUAUGGAUUCUAGAUGACACAUGUAUGCAUAAAGCCCGCAAACCUACCAAACAAUGAGAAUAAGUGAAUUGAGCAUGAUAGUAGAAAGAUUUAUUUUUCCAUUUCUGUGACUUUCUAAUAAACAAAUGGAAACAAUUUCAAGAUCUUACUGGAAUAACUGUGUGGGCCCAAAUUCUAGUCCUACUGUUCAUCUUCAAUUCAGAGUGAGGUUAUAUUUUGAUAAGGGGAUUAUAAAACUUAAGCAAAUAAAGGGACUCUCAUCCUAAAGCCCCAGCAGACCACACUGUGCUCUCAGAGAACUUCGCAGUUCGGCAGCUCAUUAGAGACUGUCCCCAGAUCUCCCCAACCUAACACCAGUGUGAGCAAAGAAAGGAUGGCACGUGCCGGGUUCUCUCUUCCCUCUGCCACUGGUCCUGAUCCCCUCAGUACGAGCAGAUCUGAGUUCCUCUCAGAGUCCAAUCCAGGUUGUCCGAGCUGCUGCUUCAGGGAAGCAGGAGACACUGCUGAGCAGUGGUUUUGACACAGCAGGAUGGCUGAGCCCUUGAAGAGCACGAGGCUGGCACUCCAGUUCACAAUGGAAGACUAUCUUCUGCCCAGGUCCACUGGCUGAGGACCUAGCAGGCUCUGAUGCAGAAAACAAAGACCUUACAGACAGCAACUCACCCUGGGCCUUUGAGUGAAAACACCAAUUCUGCUUCUCUGUGGUAACACUUGCAUUAACAGUUUAUAAGAAACUUGCUAGUUAAAACAAGUUAGAUUUCCCUCACUAUACUGUUUUGAUUUGUUUGGCUUACAUAGAUUCUAAUUAAAACACACACUGGAAAUAGCAGCUCCAAAGUAAAGCCUUUGUAUUUGGAAAUUCAUUUUAAACACUGCAUUUCUGUCAAGACUUUAACUUUUGCCUCAAUAAUGCAAAUGAGAUUUGCUCUGCUGUACUCACUUCCAAAAAAAGAAGUUAAGAGCAAAAGCUGAUUCUAAUAAUGUAACUGCAACAGUGAUGACUAAAACCACAUACCCCAAAGGCCUUUCAAGUGAAGAAUUCCCUUAAAAACCUUCAACACUGCAGUUUAUAGUCAGUGGCUUGUCUAAUUUAACCUGUGGAACAGUAUUCUCACUUAGCAUUUCUUUUGUCACCGACCUUUUAUGAGUAUAAAAACAAUCACAUGAAUGAACAGCAAGUAUGUCUGAAGCCCCAGCAUAACCAAGCACCACUUCAUUCUUCCAGGGGCCACCAGCCCAACUCGGUCCCCACGUUCUAAGCAUCUCAUGCUACCCUGAGGUAAGUUGGGACACACUGUUUGCCACAACAUUUUUGGUGUGGUGUUUUGAGGUGACUUGGUCUUGUAAACAUUUCCUAAAUACUGCAAAGAGCAGCUCAACCUUGGGCCCAGCAGGCUUCAGAUGGUUCAAGAGCUCACCUUAGGUAACUAAUGUCCCUGGCUGGAGGUAGUUCCAAAUUCCCAUCUAUAAAGCACGUGCAAUUGUUUCAGCCAGGCAGAGAGAAAGACAAGGGACCACCUAAGGCAGAGACAGCAGCCUACACACCCUCAGUGUCCACAUGAGGUGGCGGCAGCUGCUCACCAAUGAGGUCCCAUUGCUCUUGCUGUCCAACUUGAAGGUAUGGGCACAUUAGCCACACGCGGUCUUCUAAGUGCAGGCCCUGUGGAGGCUCUUCCCUGCAUAUAAGGCACGCAUCUGCCAAGGCAGCGAAAAACACACAUGCUUUGUUGCACACAGUUGUGUGGAAGUGCCUGGAGUUUUGUUUGCAUCUUGUGGUACUGAAAAUACUUCAUAGGAAAUCUGUCCUCUUAACAAAUGAAUCAUAGGCUUUAAAUUUCCUUUUCUUGGGACUCAGCGAAGGCAAGCACUCUAUUUGGUAAAACCUAGUAUUUCCUAAGGCUAUCAUAAACUUCUCUGCACUAACAUUUUCUAUAAAUAGCAGUUUCAAGGGCUUCAGGUCUUCUAGCAAUUGGCAGCAAUUAAAUGGAAAAAUUAGUCUCAGCUGUCUUCAAGUGUGGCCCCGACACAGGUUCAGACAACAUGACCACUGUCUAGUACUGUACAUGGGCAGGAAGGAAAAGGUGAACUCGUUUUGAACCAAGGAGACAGUCUGAGAAUUUCUUGAGGCAAAGUGGUCCCUGAUGUAUGUAAUAUUUAAAUGUUACUAUUUAUACUUAAUGCAUAAAAUCUAGACUUGAUUGAAGUUUUCCUUCAUUGUUUUCAAUGUGGUAAUUAGGAAAAGGCAAAAGGUAUUGUAUGACUGGAAGAGAAACAGAGUUUCAAGUAUGGAUUUAGUUGUGUGAAAAUUGCAACCUGAAUGCUUUACUAAGGCCAACUUCACUAGGUGGUAACAGAGGACAGAAUAAGACUGGACCUUUAGCUUCCCCAGCCUAUCCCAAACUAAGGGGGAAACCAAGCUAGAGUAAAGUCACGGACUAGUUCAAGUAUCUCCCUUUGAGAUCACUCUAAGAAGAUGGUGAACAGAGUAGUCUAAAGGACGUUAAGUUACAAGGUUAAAAGUAAAAAAUGAACAGUAUCAGCAGAAGAGCCAGGCUACGUGUUACCGGCAAAUGUAAUGAACUGGCUUGAUUUUUAUUUUCCUUUAGUCCAGGAGCGUGGUCUGGCAUACCUAAGUACCUGCCACAAAGGGAAAGGGACCACAGGAGUUAUGACUGGCUGAACUUCAGACACAGGUCUUUGUGUUUUUUUCUUUAACCAAAACAUGCCUUCAAUGUCCUAACAUGAUUCAUCAGUGUUAUUUUCUACAGUUCUCUAAACUUUGGGUUUGAAUUAUCGGAGGUAAAAACAAAGGUAAAAGCUAAUCUAAAAAACAAAAUGAAAGAGUGCAACUAAUGAAUGGUCCAGCUUGCUCAAGAAAAACUGCAUUAGAUUUUAUGGACAUACUUGACAGUAUUUUUUACUUUGGGGCAAAGUACACCUGUUUGUCACUGGUCAAAAGAAGUACAGAAUACACAAGCUGUCUGUCUCCCAUAACCUGCCUCUGCUUCACCAAGGAAACAGAACGUACAUGUUGCCUGAGGUCCCGGGGAACAGAGUCCUAUAACUACACUGCUGUGGCCAAAUACUAAGCAGGUAAGGACACCCAGGACCCAUUGUAUGAGAAAUAAAGCAACAACUUGGAUACCACAGUAAGAAUCCUAAAGUAUGAAUUCAAAUAAGUAAAAAUACGCUGUUACAGAAUCUCCAAUCUAGCACUCAGAGGUGCAAACAAGGCAAUACCCGAAACCAUGUUCAUAUAAACACACUGUUGCCCUUCCUAAAAUCAAUCCAGGAUUGAGAGUUAACAUUUAACUGGAAAAGGACGAUAUAGAAUUGCCAUUAUUUUGUGUAGCAUCUUUAUGGAAUUGUUAAAAUAUGGCAGAAAGUGCCUUUUACUAUGUGCAUGGAUGGAUUAAAACAGAGGCAAUUUUAUCUUACUGAAACAAACAGGAUGAAGUUGGGUUUCAAUGCUGUUGCUCUAGAAGAUGGUGGGUCCAGCCAAUGGCUCCUGGAAGCUUCAGGUCCCUGUAAGAACGCUGUGCUGCUGUGCACACUGACCUGCAGGGCACACUUGCACUGAGCACAUUCCCUGCACACGGGGUGGUCCUGCUCCUAUCAGUGAUUUUUUGCUAACAUUUAAAUUAGUCAAAAUUCAAGACAGAAAAGGCUGACAAUGGAAGGUGGACAGAAGGAAAGUUUCCAGCUAAUCUUUUCAGGAAAAUCAAGAUGCAGGAAGGUGGACAGAAGGAAAGUUUCCAGCUAAUCUUUUCAGGAAAAUCAAGACGCAGGAAGCAUAUUGUGGCAGGGAGUCGUGUUUCUCACCACCCAAGGUUUGUUCUUUAGACUGAUUUCCCAGAGAAAACAGCAUGAUGCACUUCCCCAUAGCUCACUCUGUAAGAAGCCAGAUUCUGAGCUUGAUCCCAUCGGGGCCAUUUAAGCCAAUCCUCAGAACAAACCAUAUCCCGCUCUGCCCUCAAGGGUUCUAAACUCAGGAUGCAUUCUUCCUACUAUGACGAUCAUUCUUAUCAAAAUAACCGAAUAACUGCCACAGGAUGAUUAGGAUCUGUAAUUACUGUUAGCAACUAUCAGUGAUGUAUAGGGAAGAAUACACCUUAAUUUUCAAAACUCAAUCCUGGAGAUGUAGGACAAUCACAAACUUGUUUUGACUAGUUAGGAUGAACACAGGACAUAGAAGUCACAAAGGGAAAAAAAAAAUCUCAGAAGGAAAAUCAAUCCAGUGAGCCUAACUUAGCAUUUAACUGUGAGAAGCUCAGAGUACAAGAGAAAGUUCUCUUAAGAAGGCCAUGCCAAAGUUCAUGGCAAAAGAGACAUUCUGGGAAAGGAGUGGUCCUUAGACCAUUCCAACCAUCAGGAAGAUGAGGUCUAGACUCUGCUGUCCUUUGGAUAUAGAACUUCUUUCUCUUUUCUUUCUUUCUCUCCUUCCUUCCUUUGCUCAUGGAAACUCCACUUAAUACAAAACUGGCAAAUAACACACACGUGGGCCAGUGGAGAGCAAGCACAGUUACUACUUGAAGAAUGAGGAGGGACACCCUCCUUACUGCCUUCCUCACACCCGUUCUGCAAAUUUCCAGUUCAGGGACCCACAUAUCCCUCGACACAUGCUCAUGCGCUAAUCAGGCAAGGGGUCAAUGCCUGGAUGAUUCUGACAUCAUGUCCUUGCUAAAGUCGAUUAAAUAGUGAGCUCUUAAUGCCAACAAGUAAGUGGCAUGCAAGAAGGGCACUUAAAUAGGGCAGAAAGAACUUUGGAACAUUUAAAUUUACCUUAUUUUAGGUCUUAUGGAGACUCAGUUUUGGAAAUCUGAAACAAUAUUUCAGAAAAUGAACUGUAGCUACCAAGAAAAUUAUUCCUCUAAUUCUACAACAACCUCAUUUUAGGAGCCCUUUAAUAAUUAAAAAAUAUGUGUGUAUACUGCAAAAAUCUCGAUUUCAAAAAGAACUCAGAAAGAUGAACUCAUUUUCCCCUGCCUCACUUGCUAAAUUCACCUCCUGCCCAUCCUCACUAGUACCAUCUACAAUAGUUCCGUUUACAUUUGAAGCAGUUAUGAAAUCCUAAAGACUUGAACCCAGUGCAAAAGGCAUUUAAAAAAAGCUCACUGUGUCUAAAAUACAGCUUCAUUUUCUUCAAACACCUCUUCUGCCCACACUAUAAAGAUGCUCAAGAUUCCCAGAACUGUGGUCUAAGACCCCAGAAACAAGACAACUGCCCAGCUCCAGCUCACCACGAGCAUAAAGAAUUCAGAAGAUGGAGGCGGAUUUACAAUGGAAAACUCGGGAAUAUUUGAAGUCUUUGUUUUAUUAUUUCACUUUGGGGAGAAAGCUAAUCUUAAUAUACACAUACUUCUCUUCCCUUCAGUGAAAUCCAAACAGCACCCCAUUUUGCACAAAAGGCUCUCAAUGAUGUGGUAUUUUGAAAGGCUGGUUUUACUCUUAUUCUUUAACAAACCAAGCCUCUUACCUGAUCCAUUUUCAUUUGAACUUGUUCAUGUGCUAGGCAAAUGUUUUCUGUCCAUUAAAAA